AUGUUCUCGAGGCGUCUUUUUGUCUUUUCUGUUUUUUACUGGCCCGUCUUUGCUACACCAACUGCUAAUGAUUGGAAAAAUUUGGCUGAUUCACUCGACGGACGACUUCAUACGACUCUCCCUUUUGCAGCUUCGUGCUUCUCGACUGUAAAUGGGGUACCAGACACACCCAGCGAGAUCGAAUGCGCUGAAGUUCAGGCUGAUUAUGCCAAUGCGACCGUCCGAUCCUCACAUUUCAGCGCGUAUAUGAUGCCGCAAUGGGAGACCUGUCAACGAACCUCCGAGAGAUGCCUACUCGAUCCUUCCAAUACCAGCAACCCGGCUGCCUUCGAAGGGAGUGACUGUCUUCAAGGAAGCGUGCCUGCACAUUAUAUUGAUGUACAAAGUGCUGAAGAUGUUCGAAAAGCCCUUGAAUUUUCCAAAGCCACGGGCAUACCCUUGUCUAUUAAAGCAUCUGGUCAUGAUUACAAGGGCAGGUCGAGCCUACGCAGGCUCACUUUCAGUUAUGGGUUUGUCAUAUUUUUUGAUCAUUUGAAAUAUUCGGCAGAUUUCGUCCCGGAAGGAGGAAACAAGAGUUAUCGGGCUAUAACCAUGGGGGCCGGUGUACCAUUUCAGGAUGUUUAUGAGUUUGCUGACGCAAAUAACGUCACCAUCAUCGGUGCCUACCAUCAAACGGUAACACCCAGCGGCGGAUGGGUUAUGGCAAGUAACUCGAGACUUGAUCAGAUAACUUAUACACUGAUUUACGCCAUUCAGGGCGGCGGCCAUAGUGUCCUUACGCCUGUUUACGGCUUUGGCGUAGACCGUGUGCUUCAAUUCAAGAUUGUUACGCCUGAUGGAAAGUUUCGAGUUGCGAAUGAAUUCCAACACCCUGAUCUCUUCUGGGCGCUUCGAGGUGGGGGUGGAUCGACUUUUGGCGUCGUUCUAGAGUCUACCAUGCUCGUACAGCCACAGAAUGAGUCUCAUAGUGCUAGCGCUGCCAUAUCAUUUCCGCAAACAGCUGAGAAUGGUGUGCCCUUUCUGAAACUCCUCGUGGACCAUACAUACAGAUGGGGAACUGAAGGGUGGGGUGGCCAUAUGAGGUCUAACGGCAUAAUCAAUGUCAAUCCUCUACUAACUCUGGAGGAGGCGCAGGUAUCUGUUCAGCCCAUCGUCGAUUAUGCUCUUGCGCAAAACGGAACAGCUGUAGUAGAAGAGCUUCCUUCUUGGAUGACGUUCUUCACAAAAUAUGUUUUAUCCGCUGAAGCUGCGAAGACUACUCUUGGAAGUCGCUUGAUACCUGCCGAAAAGUUUACCACUGACAGUGGCAAGGCUGAGUUACUCGACAUUCUAACUAGGAUGGUACAGCAGUUCUCGAUUAACCCUUAUAUCCGAGUGGUCGGAUCUCAAUUCUUGUACAAUUAUACCGAAGGAUCCACCAGUGUUACUCCAGCGUGGCGAAAUGCGCUGUGGCAUAUGUCGUUGUCUAGGACAUUUAGCUGGAACUCUACGGCUCAAGAUAUGCGAAGUCAAUACGAAUCCGUGAGCACCAUCACUCAAUCGUUGAGAGAUUUUUCGCCAGAAUCCGGUGUAUACCUCAAUGAGUGUGACGUAUAUGAGCCCAACCACGAAGAAGCCUUUUGGGGAUCCAACUGUUGGAUUCUCGUACUGACUCGAAAGUCAAGCGAUCCUUUCCAUUUGUUAGAUUGUUGGAUGUGCGUUGGAUGGAAGGGUUCCUUGGAUGAGCGCUAUUCGUGUUAUUUGUGA
This is a messenger RNA of Desarmillaria tabescens, 1746 nucleotides long. RefSeq names its product FAD-binding domain-containing protein. Gene Ontology annotation, molecular function: FAD binding; oxidoreductase activity. The coding region runs from base 1 to 1746 and encodes 581 amino acids. NCBI's taxonomy places the organism in Eukaryota, Fungi, Basidiomycota, Agaricomycetes, Agaricales, Physalacriaceae. The record is from RefSeq and is a predicted model, not a curated record. The transcript has 14 exons.